This is a messenger RNA of Menidia menidia (Atlantic silverside), 4395 nucleotides long. NCBI's taxonomy places the organism in Eukaryota, Metazoa, Chordata, Actinopteri, Atheriniformes, Atherinopsidae. The record is from the annotation of a GenBank genome assembly.
CGACUCGGUUUAUGUGUGAGUGGGACCUUGACUGAGUGGGGGCGCUCUUCAGACCAGUACCGCUAAUAGGAUUGCUAUAUUCACAAGCUAGGUUGAAAUAACAGGGGAUUUUAGGUCGCUCAAUCAAAAACAAAAUAUAGUAUCAUUAUCAAUCUUUCGCAUCUCACUCUAAAACACUAACACGGCAUUGAUGGUAAUGUAUGCAAGGAAACAACCGAGACUCGGCGAUGGGUGCGACCGAAGAGAUUCUCAGCCCUAUCAGGUACUUGGUACAAUAUCGUAGCCUGCUAGCUUGAUAGCAGAAAAUAAGAUUAAAAUGGACACUCUAGUUCAGGCUUCUGUGUAUCUCCACAGGCCCCAGUUAGUGCGGAAAAUGGCACGGAAAGUAGUUAAAGUUUCGUUUUAGAUAACUGCCUUGGCAUAGUAUUUCAAAUGCAACUGACAUAAGAUAAAAGUUGUAUGAUAUGAUUUGGUAUAUCGAAUUAAACGGUUUUGUAGAAGAUAGCGGCGAGUCUUAUUGCGGCUCCAAGCUAAUAGUAGCUAGUUAGUAUUAGCUUGCUUGCUAGCCGGUCCGAUUCAGGCCUGACCGCAAUCUGUCAUUUUAAGGAUGUAACUGCUCUCUUAUAAUUACAAUUCUCAUGACCAAAGUACUAGCAGUUGAAAUAAAUAAUCGAGUUAUAUGAAAGACUCAUUGUGUUUUAAAUAUUGUUUCUUCUCAUUAUCAGAAUGAGAUAUUUUAAGUUCAAUUUAAUGCAAUGAAGAACGGUACGACUGCUCUCAAUUGGCUGUAUAAAUAGCGAAAGGCUCAACAAAUACAUUUUCUGCAACAUUAGAAAACGAAUUAAUCUGCAUUAUUCAGAUAUCAUUAUCUUUUAAGGUAAUUAUAUUCAUAACAUUGUAUUUUAGAGGGUAGGUCUAGAUAAAAGUCCAAUCUUUGUACAUGCCCAAUGAUUUUUUUGUAUCAUAUUGAAUUGACAUGGAAAAUUAACUCACUCCUCCUAAAGGGAACACUGUGAAAUUCAUAUAUUAAGUCAGGCGUCUUGAGAGGCAAGAAUGAAUUAGCUACAUAAUCUUGACAUCGAAAUAAAAUUGAACAUUUUUGUAGUAUUUGUGAAUCAAGAGUAAGGUUUUGGACAUCCAAAAAUUUAGCCGUAAUAAUCAGUAGGCGAGGUGUUUUUUCCUACAGACUCUCAAAUAUUCAUCCAAGAGCCAUCCAGGAGGGGACCGUCGACAUGAAAAGACACGAGACUCAACAGAUGUCAUUCCUCCCUGUAAAAUUCUCCGGAGGUCCGACAGUCCUGAAAACAAACACAUCGACAGCACAGGGAACAGCAGAGCAAAAACUGUGCACACACAACGGCCCAGAGAGAGGGAUGGAGGACCCAGUUAUUCCCCACAAGAAAACUCUCACAACCAUAGUUCCAUUCAUAGUUCCAACUCCCAUUUUAACCCCAGCAGGACGCCAGACACACCUUAUGAGCCUAGUGACGACUGGUCAGAGCACAUUAGUUCCUCUGGAAAGAAAUACUAUUACAACUGCAGGACAGAGGUGUCACAGUGGGAGAAGCCCAAAGAAUGGCUGGAAAGAGAGCAGAGGCAGAAAGAGGCAACAAAGACCGCUGUUGUCAAUAGCUUUCCGAAGGACAGGGACUACAGAAGGGAGACUUUACAGGCAACGGCGACCCCUGGCUUUUCUGGUCCUAAGUCGGCUCAGAUUGAGAAACCCUCAGUGGCCCUUGUCACCCAGUCAUCAUCUUCUUGCUUAGGUAGCUUAAACCCAUUAUCAGGACCACCUGGAUCAUCAGUUUCCACUGUACCUGUAUCCCCAAUACUUCAGUCCCCUGCUCCUACGCUACUACAAGACCCCACCCUACUUCGCCAGCUUCUCCCAGCACUUCAGACUGCCCUGCAGCUCAAUAAUGCCAGUGUGGACAUGGCCAAAAUAAAUGAAGUUCUCACAGCUGCUGUCACACAAGCUUCAUUACAGUCUAUGCUCCACAAGAUCCUCACUGCUGGACCAUCAGCCUUCAACAUCACCACUAUUCUUUCUCAGGCUGCUCAACUGUCUAGUCAAGCAGUUCAACAAUCAAAUCAGUCACCAAUGUCUUUAACAUCAGACGCCUCUUCGCCAAGAUCUUACGUCUCCCCAAGGAUCAGCACACCACAGGCUAAUGCUGGUUCUUUAAAGCCCCUACUCAACACACAGCCCAUCAUCUCACAGCCAAAAGUGAAUACACCAUCAGUGAAACAGUUGUCUCAUUCCCAGCCCCCAUCCCAGCAACCCAUCUCAAGUGAUAAGCUGCACAGUCAUGAUGUCAACACAGCCUCUCCACGUACCCUCCAACGCCAAGGCAGUCAGCGCAGUCCUUCCCCUGGACCCAACCAUGUCGCCUCCAGCAGCAGCAACAUCACCUGCUCGGCCUCAGCUCCCCCAACAGCCUCAGUAGCCCGACCCUCUUGCUCUUUUACCCCCACACUUGCUGCACACUUCAAUGAAAACCUUAUCAAACAUGUGCAGGGAUGGCCAGCUGAACACGUAGAGAAGCAGGCAUCAAGAUUGCGUGAAGAGGCUCACACCAUGGGCAGUAUCUGCAUGUCCGAGAACUGCACUGAGUUAAAAAAUCUGCGGUCUUUGGUCAGAGUCUGUGAAAUACAAGCAACACUGCGUGAGCAGAGGAUAUUGUUUUUGAGACAGCAAAUCAAAGAACUUGAAAAGUUGAAGAAUCAGAAUUCCUUUAUGGUUUGAGAACUUAUGGUUUUGAGUUGGAGUGGGCAGGACAGACGUAGUAGCGGGACCCAUUGCACAUAGUUGGAGUCUGGAAUGAGAGCCGUUCAGUUACCCUUGAACCCAGUCUAAACACACGCAUACACAAGAUCGGGUUGGCUUUGGCCCAUUGGACUGGGACACAAGAGGGAAAAUUGAGGAUCUGUUGGUGGAGGAGGGGUAGGGGUGGAUUGACAGGAAUUGGUUUUGUAAAAACUCUGGAUGGGGAAGAAAAUGUAGAUUUCUUGUAGAUGUUAUCUAUGUUGUAAAUAUGUUUUGUAGAUUGAAGCCAUGGAAAGCCAUGCCUAUCAAAGCUUUCGAAAUCCAGAUUAAUCAAUGCCUACAGUCAUAAGAUAGCCUGUCAUUCAUGUUAAAUCAUCUCCGGAUUUAAAGCUUAAUUUCUCAAUUCUUAGAUCAUUGAACCAUUGCAUAUGUGUUUAUGUGACCAGCAUGUAAACAGAGGAGGAUGUGUGAAGCUAUUUUCUUUACACAGAACCCCAGCAUAAAUACAAAUGCACUGAUGUCAGUGUAGUUUAUGUUUAUCCUCAAAUCUUAAUAAACUCUUGUUGUCUAGAUUCUCUUCCCUCCACUCUCUCAAGGUGAUCUGUAAUGUGCACAAGCUUUGCAAACAUCCUCUCUCAACAGGUCUGUGGUAACUGCUCUCAAUGGUUCAGUGAUCUGUUUGCUAGGGCCUAUGCAUUACCCACUCAGGAUGGGAUCAUACAGUGCCUGUUGGAUUGUGGGAUGAGUGUUAUGAAGAACAUGGAGUGUAAUGGCAUGCUGCUCUGGACCAUUCCUGCUUCCCUCCCUUGGCCUGAUCCUGGCCCAACCUAGCCCUGUCCUCAUUUUAGUGCUGCCAACCUCUGUGGAUUUUUUAUGUUUGUUUGUUUUGUCCUCACUUCUGUGUUUCUGCUUUUUUUCCCCUCAUUUUCCCUCCUUAUGUUUUCAAAUUGAGGUGGUGCCUCUGUUUCAUUCCUUUGUACAAACACUAAGAAAAACUGGAGUGUUAAGAGGAAAAUGACUCAAAAGGUUUUAUUUAUGAGAUAAGCUGUAAUAUUCACUGCUGAUCCACACAUUUUCAUCAGUGCCCAGAUGUAGUAGUAAAGCUACAGCAGGUCAGAGGGUGUAUGUGGAACAUUUCCUUAGCACAGGGCAAGAAGGGGUCAAAGCUCAAAUGUGAAAUGUAAUAUUGUAAUAAACAUGUUAAACUAAAGCGAGCACUGGUUAUUUUAUCUUUCAAUGUUAGACCUUUUUUUUUUGUUUUAUGCUAGUGCCUUGUUGAAAGUCUUAAGCCUCAUUUACCUCCAGACCCCAUGCUUUUUUUUUGUUUUUCAUUCCAUCUUAAUUUCAACAAGCAUGUCCCUCACAAGGUCGUUGGCAAAUAUUCCAUCCGCCCCUCAGUUUUUGUGCCCUGCUGUAAAGGGUCAUCAGUCUCGAAAACCUAUGUAUUCCCUACCCAAUCAUUCAGUCUCUUGAACUGAACUUCACCACACAUUUAGCAGUGUCCACAUCAUUGCUUUGUAUAUUGGUUCCUGAAGUAUAUUGACAAAUGAAAUAAAAUGUUCCUCUCCAGGAUAAAUUGCUUGCGUGUUUGAUCAUCCCUUAAAACCUUGAAUGGCAUGUUUGGAAAU